Lutra lutra (Eurasian river otter) is the source of this 270-nucleotide messenger RNA. Its product is annotated as 40S ribosomal protein S28. Bases 30 to 239 code for a protein of 69 amino acids. Gene Ontology annotation, cellular component: ribosome; cytosolic small ribosomal subunit. NCBI's taxonomy places the organism in Eukaryota, Metazoa, Chordata, Mammalia, Carnivora, Mustelidae. The transcript has a single exon. Gene Ontology annotation, molecular function: structural constituent of ribosome. Gene Ontology annotation, biological process: maturation of SSU-rRNA; translation; ribosomal small subunit assembly. The record is from RefSeq and is a predicted model, not a curated record.
CUCCGCCCGACCGCCGCCGCGCCGCCAUCAUGGACACGAGCCGUGUGCAGCCCAUCAAGUUGGCCAGGGUCACCAAAGUUCUGGGCAGGACCGGCUCGCAGGGACAGUGCACACAGGUGCGCGUGGAGUUCAUGGACGACACGAGCCGCUCCAUCAUCCGCAACGUGAAAGGCCCCGUGCGCGAGGGCGACGUGCUCACCCUAUUGGAGUCAGAGCGAGAAGCUCGGAGGUUACGCUGAACUUGGAGUUGGGUCCUGGAUAUCUGGGUCG